This is a messenger RNA of Jaculus jaculus (lesser Egyptian jerboa), 2074 nucleotides long. It is a transcript of the gene Htra4, whose product is annotated as HtrA serine peptidase 4. Gene Ontology annotation, biological process: programmed cell death; positive regulation of apoptotic process; proteolysis. The record is from RefSeq and is a predicted model, not a curated record. The transcript is spliced from 9 exons. Lineage: Eukaryota; Metazoa; Chordata; Mammalia; Rodentia; Dipodidae. Gene Ontology annotation, molecular function: protein binding; serine-type endopeptidase activity. Bases 49 to 1506 code for a protein of 485 amino acids. Gene Ontology annotation, cellular component: extracellular region.
UGGGGCCAGCUGUGAGUCCAGAGUGAAGUGAGGAGGCAAGUGAGAGAGAUGAGGAGUCCCCAGCUGCUUAAUGUUGGAUCAUGGCCUCGGCUCCUGCAGUGGCUGCUGUUGCUGACCCUGGCGCCCUGGCCUGGGGCCAGAGCCUGGAGGUCCCGCGCCCUGCUGCCAUGCCCAGAGCCCUGCGACCCCAGGCGUUGCCCGCCGCUGCCCACCUGCUCCUCGGGGAUGGCACCGGUGCUGGACCGCUGCCGCUGCUGCCGCGUGUGCGCCGGGGCGGAGGGCGAGGCCUGCGGCGGGGCGUGGGCGCGGCCGUGCGCUCCGGGGCUGCAGUGUCGCGCGCCGCCCGGCUCGGGCUCCGAGCGCGUCCGCGGCUCCGGGCAGGGCACGUGCGGAUGCCCGGUGGCGGGGGCGGCCGUGUGCGGCAGUGACGGGCGCACCUACGACAGCCUGUGCGCGCUCCGCCGGGAGAACCGCGCCGCGCGCCUCCGGGGCGCCCUGCCCGCCGUGCCCGUGCAGAAGGGCGGCUGCGGGGACGCAGGGACCAGAAGCGUGGGGCGGCUCCGCGGCAAGUACAACUUCAUCGCCGCGGUGGUGGAGAAGGUGGCGCCCUCCGUGGUUCACUUGCAGCUGUUCCGCAGGUCACCUCUCACCAACAAGGAACUUCCUGCCUCCAGUGGCUCUGGGUUCAUAGUGUCUGAGGAUGGCCUCAUUGUCACCAAUGCACAUGUCUUGACCAACCAACAGAGGAUCCAGGUAGAGCUCCAGAGUGGGGCCCAGUAUAAAGCCACUGUCAAGGAGAUUGACCACAAACUGGACCUUGCACUGAUUAAGAUUGAGCCAAAUACUGACCUUCCUAUACUGCUGCUGGGAAGAUCAUCUGAUCUUCGGGCUGGAGAGUUCGUGGUAGCUUUGGGCAGCCCGUUUUCUCUUCAGAACACGGUGACUGCCGGGAUUGUCAGCAGCACACAGAGAGAGGGAAAAGAGCUGGGGCUGGCAGAUUCAGACAUGGACUACAUCCAGACUGAUGCCAUCAUUAAUCACGGGAAUUCUGGGGGGCCUCUGGUGAACUUGGACGGCGAUGUGAUUGGCAUAAACACACUGAAGGUGACCGCAGGAAUCUCCUUUGCCAUUCCCUCAGAUCGGAUUAGACAGUUUUUGGCAGAAUACCAUGAACGCCAGUUGAAAGGAAAGGCUCCUUCACAGAAGAAAUAUUUGGGUCUGCGAAUGCUGCCCCUCACUCUGAAUAUUCUUCGGGAAAUGAAGAGGCAAGAUCCAAAUUUCCCUGAUGUCAGUUCUGGGGUUUUUGUAUAUGAAGUGAUUGAAGGAUCAGCUGCUGAAAGCUCGGGGUUGAGAGACCAUGAUGUAAUUAUCAGCAUAAACGGACAACCUGUUACCACCACAACUGAUGUCAUCGAAGCUGUUAAGGACAGUGACUUUCUCUCCAUUAUUGUGCGUCGGGGAAGUCAAACCUUGUUUCUGACAGUCACACCUGAAAUAACCAGUUAAGCAUCUUAAAGAGAAAUUAUCUAACAAAACCAAGAUUAUAUGAUUUGGUGUGCACUGAAGAAGUACCAAAGAUGCCAGGGUGUUGGGAUAUCAAGGGGGAAUGGCUGCUCUGGGGACAGGAGCACACAUGUAUGUGUGCACAUACAUUUAAGUCAGGGGUCAUUAGGUUCAGGGCUCUGGGCUGCUGCAAAGAAACCUUCCUAAGCCAAGAGGUGCCAGGAAGUCUGGGGAGCUGAUAAACUUUUAUACAUAUACAAAUAGAUCCACUUGCCAGUUGUAUUAAGAAGCAGCUUGAUUAAAUGAAUAUGUUGUGCCCAUCAAAUUGCCCUCCAGAUAUGUAGGCUUAUACCCAGAGAUUACAGCUGUUCCCACCUUUGGUCAGAGAAUCUUCUUUUUUUUUUUUUAAGAUGGUGGUGACUACUAGGGAAACUCAAAACUCAUCAAAGUGCUGAGAAGAAAUGACUGCUCAGUGCCCAGUGCUAUAUGAAACAUCUCUACGACACCCUCCAUAGCUAAGGAGACAUUGUGGGAAAGGGGGUGGAAAGAAUGUAAGAGGCAGGGGAUGGGG